UGUGUACAGUUUCUCCUGACCCUGUGUCUAUAAAAGAGAACAGCACUGUGGACGUUCUAGUAGCCAAAAUCACCUGUGGUGAUGAUGUUCAGCUGACCGUCACAGAGAACCCUGCUGAGGCUUUCUACCUGCGGGGGACGGACCUCAUCGCCAAGAGAGGACUGGACUUUGAGUCUCUGCCCCGUGUGGAUGAUGCUCUGUGGGUCAGGGUGCGCUGCAACAGAACUGGCUCCAGAUCAGUGAACGUGUCUGUUGAAGUUUUCAUUGAAAAUGUGAACGAUAAUCCUCCAAACUUCGCUCAGAGUCAUUACGUUCUCCAGGUGAACGAGCUGACUGCUGUGAACACCAGUGUUGGUCGGAUAGAGGCCACAGACAUUGACUCUGAGCCACUGUACUAUCGUUUAGAGUCAGCCACGAACAGGUAUCUACGACUGGAGAAUGCCAACACCCCCAACAUACUGGUGCAAAACAUCAUCGACUACGACUCCGUCCAAAAGAUCCUGGUCUUACAUGUACAGGACACGUAUAACGUUUCUGAGUCCGGCGAGCCGUCGUUCACUGCCGUGGUGACCAUCACGGUUAACGUGAAGGACGUUGACAACCGUCCACCGUGGUUCCAGCCCUGUGUCAGAACCAACCUGGGGAUAGCCAAACUGUGUGUCAGCUCUGGCUACAGGGCAAAGGUCAACCUCACCGAGAAAGAGGACAGUGCUUUAUCUCUGGACCCUGGUCCGUUAUACGCCAAGGAUGGAGACAGAAACAGGAGCGAGCUGAUCAGCUACAGGAUACUUAGAGGGAAUGAAGGCAGCAUCUUCCAGAUCGAUGAGGAGACGGGCAACAUCACCAUGGCCAAAGCGGCAGACAUAGCAGGCCCAAUAACCCUCACUGUCCUGGCCUCCCAGGUUACCAACAGGGACCAGUUUGCUGUGACUCAGGUCACCAUCGAGGUGCUGAGGAAGAGCAGGAACCCUCCGCGGUUUGAGAAGGAGCGUUAUGAAGGUUACAUCUACAGUAACUCAGUCCCAGAGACCAUGAUCCUACGAGACAGAACCUCCAACAGACCCUUCAGGGUCAAGGCCAGAGACGAGGACUUUGCCACCGGUGUAAACCCAGACAUGAGAUAUGAGGUGCAGUACAGCAGUUAUGUCAACGUGACAAACGAAGGGUUUGUUCUUCUGAAGAGGAUUGUGAAGACAGAGUCCUUCGCUCUGCAGAUUCGUGCUAUGGACCUGUCUACAGGGGAGUUUGGUACAGCGGCCCUCUCUGUCCUGGUUAUACCAGCUGUGGCGGUUCCUUUGCCCUCGGGAGCAGGGUACCGGGCGGGGGACAUGGCUCUUCUGGGAUUGAUCAUGGCAGCCAUCUUGGUUCUCUGCUUCAUCGUGAUUGGCUUCCUGAUCUCCCGCCUGAAGAAAGGAGGCGCCAACGUGGAUAAGAUAACUGAGUGUCUGGCUCCAUGUCUGAAGAUGACAAGGCCCCAAGGGAGACCCAAGGACACCCUGCAGUACACCAACGAUGGCUACCAGGGUACCGAGGGUGAUGCCCUGCGCUGCAGACCCAGAUGCCCAGAGCCGGUAGACAAGAGGGGCCGAGGUGCUACUGUCCCUGGGGACAAAGGCAGAGCCAUCCCCCUGGAGCGACGCCGGAGCGACCGCCACUGUGGCUUCUGCGGCCUGUACGCCAACCACAACACCAAGCCCGGCCCGGCCUGCAGCCCUGCUAUGGGGGGUGGGAGAGGAGAAGGUGGAGACAAGGACGGGGUGAGGUCCAUACUCGCCAAGGGGGGAAGGAAGGAAGGAGGGAAGUCAGUGUGGUUUAAGGAGAAGGAGGAUGCGUCUGGGAUCGAGGUGGAGAUCAUCCCGGAUACUCUGGGUCAGGAGGAGGAGACUGAGGAGGAGGUGUUGGACAUGGAGGAGGUGGAGGAGAGAGACAGGAGCAUGUCUAGUCAGACAGAGAUCGAUGGUGGGCAUGGGGACCAGGAGAGCCAUGGAGAGUCUGAUUCAGCUGCUAAAGAGGAAAAAGAGAAGGAGGGUUGAGAGGAUAACUGGGUUACAUUCUAUAGGGAGAGGAUAUCUGGGUUAUAUUCUAUAGGGAGAGGAUAUCUGGGUUACAUUCUAUAGGGAGAGGAUAUCUGGGUUAUAUUCUAUAGGGAGAGGAUAUCUGGGUUACAUUCUAUAGGGAGAGGAUAUCUGGGUUACAUUCAAUAGGGAGAGGAUAUCUGGGUUACAUUCUAUAGGGAGAGGAUAUCUGGGUUAUAUUCUAUAGGGAGAGGAUAUCUGGGUUAUAUUCUAUAGGGAGAGGAUAACUGGGUUAUAUUCUAUAGGGAGAGGAUAUCUGGGUUACAUUCAAUAGGGAGAGGAUAUCUGGGUGAAUUGAAUAGGGAGAGGAUAUCUGGGUUAUAUUCUAUAGGGAGAGGAUAUCUGGGUUACAUUCUAUAGGGAGAGGAUAUCUGGGUUACAUUCUAU
Messenger RNA from Oncorhynchus masou masou (cherry salmon), 2462 nucleotides. RefSeq names its product cadherin-related family member 5-like. Gene Ontology annotation, molecular function: cadherin binding; calcium ion binding. Lineage: Eukaryota; Metazoa; Chordata; Actinopteri; Salmoniformes; Salmonidae. The record is from RefSeq and is a predicted model, not a curated record. Gene Ontology annotation, cellular component: adherens junction; catenin complex; membrane. Gene Ontology annotation, biological process: cell morphogenesis; multicellular organism development; adherens junction organization.